CAGGUACAACAACCGUGCGCCGUGCGUGCCGAAGACUCCCCGCCGCCACCGCCCCCGCCUGCCUCCCCAGGCCAUGUCAUGACGGCGGUCCGACGGUGCACCGACCUCUCCUCUCUCCCCUCCCCCGCUCCCCUCCUCUCCCGCCUCAGCUCCGCCGCCUCGCGUCUCCUCCAGAUGAGGAAGUACGGCUCGAGGAAGGAAGGCGGCGGCGGUCUGCGGAACGGGCGGUCCAGCUCCGCUUCAAGGCCAGGAUCCAUCGAUCCUUCCUCGUGGAAAUAUUUUGACUCGAGAGCCGUUGGAAUCCCCGCGGGCGCUAUACCUCGCAAUUGUAUGGCUGUUCUACAAAUGCUGAAACGAAAAGGAUUUGAAGCUUAUCUUGUUGGGGGAUGUGUGAGAGACUUGCUACUCAAAAGGGCGCCUAAAGAUUUUGAUGUGAUCACCACUGCAAGUCUCAAAGAGAUUAAAGAACAUGUUUUCUCACGUUGUUUCAUCGUUGGCAAUCGCUUUCCAAUAUGCCUUGUUAGAUGGCGUGGUUCAUUAUUUGAGGUUUCAAGCUUCAAAACAAAUACGACUCAAGUGAAAGGAAAUGAAAAUGUAAACUGCUCAGAAGAUACAGAUGGCCGUGAUGGGGGGGAUAUUCUUCGCUGGAAGGAUUCAUUGAGAAGAGACUUUACAGUAAACAGCCUAUUCUUUAAUCCAUUCAAUCACAGAGUUUAUGAUUAUGUGAAUGGAGUAAAGGAUCUAAGAAAAAACAAGGUGUGUACAGUGAUUCCUGCCCAUGUUUCUUUCAAGGAGGAUCCUGCCAGAAUUUUGCGUGGCUUGAGAGUUGCUGCUCGCCUUGGCUUUCAGUUUUCCAGCGAAACUUCUACUGCAAUACGUGAUCUUUCUCCAUCCAUCAUGGAUAUCGACAAGCCAAGGUUGGCUAUGGAAAUGAAAUAUAUGCUAUCUUAUGGGGCGGCAGAGUCUUCGAUUAGAUUACUUAGAAAAUAUGGACUUCUCGAUAUUUUGCUGCCUUUUCAGGCAGCAUAUUUGUCAGAUCAGUUAAAGGGCAAAUCUAGUGACAGAGGGCUGAUGCUCAUGAAUCUAUUGGCCAAUCUUGACAAGUUCUUCUCCGCUGACCGCCCAUGCCACUGCUCUUUGUGGCUAGCACUGUUGGCAUUUCACAAUGCAUUGGUAAAUUCUCCACAAGAUGCCCAGGUAAUCAAGGCUUUCGCUGCACUGAUGCAUUUUGGAACAUGGGACAGCGCCAUCGAGUUCCUGAACGAAGAUGUUGGAGCACCAGUUACAUAUGUCCCAGAAGCUUUUGGGCUUUCUGGGGCCAAAGUGGAUGAUCUUAUGGAACAGACAUCACAUCUAGCGUCACUAGUCAAAUCUUCGGUUGAUACAUUGACAUGUUUAAAUACUCUCAAACAAUCAGUGAUCAGAUAUCCAGGGGCAUCACAAUUUUCAGGACUUGUUUUUGUAUCAGCCAGGGAGAAGGGGAGAGUGUUGGGGAUAUUUAACGGCCUUGACUCUGACCUAACUUCAUAUGACAAGAGAAGAGGGAUGCAUGGGAUUGACUAUAAGUUGCUGGAAGACGGAGUUACUGCCGAGGUCCGAUUUGUUCUCGGAAAAGUGAUCAUGGACACCAUGAGUGCUGAGUCACCGUGUGCAUCCACCGAUGCUGCUGCUGCUUUGCCAAGGCCAGCGGCGGAUGUUACUGAUGCAGACCAUCGUCCACUGUCCACGUUAUUUCAUAGUGGUGAAUCAGAGUGAAGCAGCAACACCCCAUCUGUUUUCAUCAAUGCUGGUAAGCACAUUGAAGCCCUCAGAUUUGAUGGCGUGAAGUUCAGGAUGGCCAAUACGAACACAAUGCUACGAUUCUGUCGGUCAUUGAACUUACCUUGGGAGGAUGCCCUCCUGGUUGUGCAGAAGAUCAAGCGUAGGCUGUAGACAAGAUACAUGUAAGGUUUAUCUUGUUUAAUUUCUUCCGUUUACUAGGCAUGUAAGUGACGUGAGCUAGAGUUAGAGUGCUGUCAGCAUGUGUGGUUGCAUUUGCAAAGAUUCAAUAAGAAAGUGGGCUGAGCUUAGGGAAAAUGGAGCUCUCCAUUUUUAUCAA
Aegilops tauschii subsp. strangulata is the source of this 2098-nucleotide messenger RNA. RefSeq lists its product as uncharacterized. Gene Ontology annotation, biological process: RNA processing. Gene Ontology annotation, molecular function: nucleotidyltransferase activity; RNA binding. Lineage: Eukaryota; Viridiplantae; Streptophyta; Magnoliopsida; Poales; Poaceae. The record is from RefSeq and is a predicted model, not a curated record.